Molecule: messenger RNA, 507 nt
Organism: Caenorhabditis remanei
Lineage: Eukaryota; Metazoa; Nematoda; Chromadorea; Rhabditida; Rhabditidae
Exons: 2
Coding region: 1-507 (168 amino acids)
Source: RefSeq, a predicted model, not a curated record
AUGUCUGCUGGAGCAUAUGGACUAGCAAGGGCUUCAACUGACAGCUUGAAGUCUUCGGCUGCAGUCGUCGUUGCUUUGGUGGCGACUGGGGCUUGGUGUGGGGCGGUUACGGCCUCUACUGGAACAGUGGCAUCUUCAGCAAGCUGGUGUGGUGAAAGUCUCAGCGAUAUAGGGGCAGCGAUGGUAUCAACUGAAGCAUAUGAAUUAGCAGUGGUAUCUACUGGAACAGUGGCAGCGUCGUUAGUUCGAGCUGCUCUCAAUGCCAUAUUAGCUUUUUUUUCUCGAUACAGUUCAAAAAUCGACGUUAAGACCAUUACCGCAGUCAAAGACGUUCCAGUUCCAAGUGAGACCACCGCUUCCCCAUAUGCUGUUGAAACUCCUGCUGGUGACAUCCCAUGCGGCCGGACCUGCGAUGACAAGGAAAACGGAUUCUACUUAUUAAUAAAUUGCCUGCUUCACCGGACGUACCAUCCUAGUGCAGUAUCCUGCUCGACUCCUUUUCGAUAA